AUGUCCAAAACCAAAGUCGACUAUUCUUUCAACAACCCCGAUGUUGUUACCCAAUACUCAACAGCAGGCUCAAUUGCUGCUCAAGUUUUGAAAGAAGUCAAGGCAAAAUGUGUGGAAGGUGCCAAAACUUUUGAUAUUUGCGUUUUUGGGGACAAUCGAUUGAAGGAGGAACUUGAAAAAGUCUAUGAAGAGGAAAAGCAAGGGAAGAAGACAACGUCCAAGGGUAUCGCAUUUCCAACUUCCAUUACGCCCAACAAUUUGGUGGCCUACUUGUCUCCUACUGCCCCUGAAGAUGAGGCUAAUUUAGAACUCAAGAAAGGAGACUUGAUCAAAGUUUCUUUGGGUGCUGAAAUUGGAGGAUUUCCUUCCAUUAUCUCCGAAACUCUAGUUAUUGGGGAGGAUGAAGUUACAGGAAGAAAAGCAGACGUUAUUGCUGCCGCUUAUUAUGCACUCCAGUCUGCUAUUAGAACAAUUAGACCAGGAAAGAGAAACAUGGAAGUCACCAAAGUGGUGGAUGAUGUUGCUAAGGCCUUUGAUUGUGUUCCAGUUGAAAGCAUGUUGUCCCACAAUCAAGAAAGAAACAUCUUAACCGGAGAAAAGGAGAUCAUAAUCAAUCCUACUCCAGAGCACCGUAAACAGAUUGGAACUUUCGAAUUCAAUGAAGGUGAAGUGUAUGGGUUGGAUAUUCUAAUUUCCUCUUCUAAGACUGGUAAGGUCAAGAAAUCUUCCUAUUUGACUUCCAUUUUCAAGUAUACUGGAACCAGUUAUAGAUUGAAACUGAAAACUUCUCAGUCAUCCCUGAACCAGGUCAAGAAGCUUUCUCCCUACUUCCCAGUUAGUCUGAGAUCUUUUGCUGACUCAAAAAGAGGACGUAUGGGAUUGCAUGAAUGUGUCAGUCAUCAAGUAGUGGUUCCUUACGAUGUUGUUCAGGAAAAAGAAGAUGAACUCGUCGCCCAAUUCUACGCAACCAUUGGAGUGGGCAAAGAUGCUACCGUCCAGCUAACCCCCUUUUCCUUUGAUAUUUCAACCAUCAAAUCUGAGCAUUCGGUCUCAGACGAGUCUUUGUUGAACCUUCUGGCACAACCAUUGGUCGAGCAAGAAUAA
This is a messenger RNA of Komagataella phaffii GS115, 1104 nucleotides long. RefSeq lists its product as hypothetical. The transcript has a single exon. The record is from RefSeq and is a predicted model, not a curated record. Lineage: Eukaryota; Fungi; Ascomycota; Pichiomycetes; Pichiales; Pichiaceae. The coding region runs from base 1 to 1104 and encodes 367 amino acids.